This is a messenger RNA of Rubroshorea leprosula, 661 nucleotides long. The record is from the annotation of a GenBank genome assembly. NCBI's taxonomy places the organism in Eukaryota, Viridiplantae, Streptophyta, Magnoliopsida, Malvales, Dipterocarpaceae.
AAAAACAAAAAGGAAAUGAUAACCCAUUAAACAAUGACUUGGAGUUUCUCCAGUCAUUCAGCUAUGGCUUCUUAAGUCGUACGUCGGUGUAAAUCGCCUCGUAUAUCAGAGGAAAUUCUCUUCUAAGAUUUUCUGAUUUACCAUUCGGAGCUUAAUGCAUUAAAUUAGAGGGGUGAAGGGGGAAAUUUGUAGAUAUGGAGAAGGAGAAGAGGAAGAGAAAUCAGGAAGGGGGUGAGGAAGGGGUGCAGAAGAAGGCGAGGAAAAAGGAGGAGGCGAGUGAGGAAGAGGUGGAGGAGUUUUUUGCAAUACUUAGAAGAAUGAAGGCGGUGGUGAAGUACUUCGAGAAAACUGGCGGGAAGGGAUGGAGGUCGGCCGUGGAGGCGGAGGUUGUGGUGGCUGCCAGUGAGGAGGAUAAGGAGUCGGAUGAUCAUAAAAAGGGGGAAGGAGUGGAAGAAUGUGGUGGAGGGCUCUUGGAUUUGAACGCCUUACCGGAGGAGAAGAGCUGAAUAAUUAGGCCAUCAAUCAUCAUCGUGUGUCGCUGCCGCGGGGCGCCGAUGGCGAGGAGGAGCUGGCAUCUACUGGCCAUGGACGGGGCACCAAGGUUAAUAAAUUACUGUUGAGUUAAAGUUACGUUUGGUUUGAGUAAAAUGGAUGGGUGAGA